AGAAGCAGUCACUCGUGUCUCACAUUCAGGUAUUCCAUUGUCAUUGCUUGGUCGGCAGAGAAGGAGGAUAUAGAGGGCAUAAGUGGUGAGCAUAUAAGAGGUGUGAAGCUACACUGAAGGGAGCGCUUUUAUAAGAAGUCUUUGACGAGGGAAACUGCAGCCGCCAAUGAUGGCACACACGACACAAAUCUCCAAAGAUGAACUGGAAGAGUUAAGGGAAGCAUUUGGUAAAGUUGAUCUGGACAGCAGUGGAUACAUAUCAGAUUAUGAGCUCCAUGAUCUAUUUAAAGAAGCCAACCUUCCUCUUCCCGGAUACAAAGUGCGAGAGAUCAUUCAGAAGCUGAUGAGUGAUGGCGAUAAGAAUAAAGAUGGAAAGAUUUGCUUUGAAGAGUUUGUUUUUCUUGUACAAGAGUUGAAAAGUAGUGACAUUGCCAAAACCUUUCGGAAAGCAAUCAACCGCAAACAGGGAAUUUGUGCCAUCGGAGGGACCUCAGAACUAUCUAGUGAGGGCACCCAGCACUCCUAUUCAGAGGAGGAAAAGUAUGCCUUUGUCAACUGGAUAAAUAAGGCAUUGGAGAGCGAUCCAGACACCAAGCAUGUGCUCCCCAUGAAUCCAAAUACCAAUGACUUAUUCCGGGCUGUAGGAGAUGGCAUUGUGCUGUGUAAAAUGAUUAACCUCUCUGUACCUGACACAAUUGAUGAAAGGGCAAUAAACAAGAAGAAGCUGACUCCCUUCACUAUCCAGGAAAAUCUGAACUUGGCGCUAAACUCUGCCUCUGCUAUUGGCUGCCAUGUAGUUAACAUUGGCGCAGAAGAUCUUAAGGCUGGAAAACCUCAUCUGGUGUUGGGGCUCCUGUGGCAGAUUAUAAAGAUUGGUUUGUUUGCAGAUAUUGAACUCAGCAGGAAUGAAGCCUUGGCUGCAUUACUUCGUGAUGGAGAAACGCUGGAAGAUCUGAUGAAAUUGUCCCCAGAAGAGUUGCUCCUGAGAUGGGCCAACUUCCAUCUGGAGAACGCUGGCUGGCAGAAAAUCAAUAACUUCAGCUCCGAUAUUAAGGACUCAAGAGCCUAUUUCCAUCUGCUCAACCAAAUUGCACCCAAAGGGCAGAAGGAAGGUGAAGAGAGAAUUGAUAUUAACAUGUCUGGAUUCAGUGAGAAGGAUGAUCUGAAGAGGGCUGAGUACAUGCUCCAGCAAGCAGAUGGACUGGGCUGCAGGCAGUUUGUUACUCCUGCUGAUGUUGUGAGCGGAAAUCCGAAAUUAAACAUGGCUUUUGUGGCUAACUUGUUUAAUAAGUACCCAGCGCUCACUAAGCCUGAGAACCAGGACAUUGACUGGUCCCUCCUCGAAGGAGAAACUCGAGAGGAAAGGACAUUCCGUAACUGGAUGAACUCACUUGGUGUGAACCCCCAUGUGAAUCACAUUUACAAUGACCUACAAGAUGCCCUAGUAAUCCUACAGCUGUAUGAAAGGAUUAAAGUGCCAGUUGACUGGAACAAAGUAAACAAGCCCCCAUAUCCUAAACUUGGGGCAAACAUGAAAAAACUUGAGAACUGUAAUUAUGCAGUGGAUUUGGGAAAACACACUGCCAAGUUCUCCCUCGUGGGUAUCGGUGGGCAAGACCUGAAUGAUUGCAACCCAACGCUGACCCUUGCGGUAGUCUGGCAAGUGAUGAGAAGGUAUACUUUCAAUCUCUUGGAGGGCCUUGGAGAUGGACAGAAAGCUAAUGAUGACAUCAUUGUCAAUUGGGUGAACAGAACUUUGGCAGAAGCUGGCAAGUCCUCCUCCAUUCAGAACUUUAAGGACAAAUCGAUCAGCACUAGUCUUCCUGUAGUAGAUCUGAUUGAUGCCAUCCAGCCGGGCAGUAUUAAUUAUGACCUGGUGAAGUCUGGUACACUUUCUGAUGAGGACAAACAUGAGAAUGCAACAUAUGCCGUGUCAAUGGCCAGACGAAUUGGAGCAAGAGUAUACGCCUUGCCUGAUGACCUCGUGGAAGUGAAGCCGAAAAUGGUUAUGACUGUGUUUGCUUGCUUGAUGGGUCGAGGAAUGAAAAAGGUGUAAAUGUCACAUUGACAUCUGAGGGGUGUGACAUCCACCAAGGGAGAGUGGCUUACAAAUCCUGACAGUUCGGGGCCUUUUCGCACUGUUGAGAACUUUUUAGCGGUGGCAAAAUUUUGCUUUGCAGCAUUAAAAAACAAACAAAAAACAGUUCUCAGGAAGAAGCGCUGUACGCCUCAAGUGCUCUUUCCAAGCUGAACUGUCAAGAUCACACCAAAAUGCAUUCAUCCUUGGACCACUUGUGGCCUCCUGUUACUCUUAGAUCUUCCUUCAUAGUAAUUCCAAGCAAUAUGGCUUUUAUUUCUGGUCAUAUACAAUGCAGUCUUAACCACCUACACCAUAAUAAUGAACAUCACAUAAGAUGUUGCAUGCCGCUAGAAGGCUUGUCUACUGAAAUAUAGAGCGUUGCCCACUAUGGCGGUCAUAUUGUGCCCAAUGGGCAUAACUUCAUUCCAUACUAAAACUGCACACAUCACACCCGUGAUGCCUGAGAGUUUACGUCAGAAAAUAUCUUAGAACAUUCUUGGCUACGAAAGCCCUUUUAUUAUUAGGAUCCAUACAUGGCGAAAGCAUCAGUAUGUUUUCAUCUCGGCCGUCAUCUCCUUCUGUCAUUCCUGGUUAAUAUUGAAUGCAUUUUUGUCUGCAUCUUGGUUUAAACUUCAAGCAUUACCAUAAAGAAUAUUUUUUUCCCUUUUUUUGUAUAAGGCCUGCAUGAACAUUUAUUUUUUGGUAACAAUUUUUAUUUAAAAAAAUUCUAUCUGCUCUAAAAACCGACUUGUUUUAUCUGGAAAUGCUGGGUUCAUUUGUGCCAGAGACCACACGCUGCACAUAAGCGGUAUGUUUGACAUGUUCACAUCAAGGAGAAGUGGACGGAAGGGCCAAAGAAUUAACAUCUACGUUAACAUCUCUAUUGACAUAUACUUAGGAUAUCGCUUUGGCAAACUGUUUGCUAGACUUUUAAGAUCAUGCUGCUGUUUUAUGCUGUGGAUGAAGAUAAUAUGGAGGUAAAGCAGAAUUCAAAUAAAGAAAAUGUUUUGGCA
This is a messenger RNA of Bufo gargarizans (Asiatic toad), 3093 nucleotides long. Its product is annotated as plastin-3. Gene Ontology annotation, biological process: actin filament network formation; actin filament bundle assembly. Gene Ontology annotation, cellular component: cytoplasm; actin filament bundle; actin filament. NCBI's taxonomy places the organism in Eukaryota, Metazoa, Chordata, Amphibia, Anura, Bufonidae. Gene Ontology annotation, molecular function: actin filament binding; calcium ion binding. The record is from RefSeq and is a predicted model, not a curated record. The coding region runs from base 167 to 2056 and encodes 629 amino acids. The transcript is spliced from 17 exons.